This is a messenger RNA of Trypanosoma cruzi, 458 nucleotides long. RefSeq lists its product as uncharacterized. NCBI's taxonomy places the organism in Eukaryota, Euglenozoa, Kinetoplastea, Trypanosomatida, Trypanosomatidae. The record is from RefSeq and is a predicted model, not a curated record. The transcript has a single exon. The annotation marks the transcript as partial.
AUGACGCAGUUGAGUGUAUAUGGCGGCCUCUUCUCUGAUCCCCCGCUUAUCUCGACAGAUGGGGACCCAAAGCGGACGGACCCGUACGACAAAAUGGACACCAUCCCGUCGCGCUACCUCGGCAAGGGAAUGAGUAUAGGCCGCAGUGGCACAGGACAAAAUGCCGAGGUGUAUUUUGACAAGAAGUACCUGACACUUGCCUCUCCUGAACAGAACGGCAAUAAAGACUUGGGUGCUUUUGAGGAUGCCGACACACGCAUGCGUCGAGAAGCAAUGGAAUCAAAGAAAAAGAACAUCUCCGAAAAGGUGUUUCUUUUGCCGUCCUAUCCGAAGUGGAGUGAUGGUCCAGGCAGCUAUUCAGGCUGCUUUCAAGAUCGACCGUAUCCGUUUAUCGUGCCAGGGGAGAAUGAUAAAAAGUCUCGCCGGCGGAAGAAAGCGGCCGUGACGGAAGUGACUGA